Molecule: messenger RNA, 1811 nt
Organism: Megalops cyprinoides (Indo-Pacific tarpon)
Lineage: Eukaryota; Metazoa; Chordata; Actinopteri; Elopiformes; Megalopidae
Product: immunoglobulin superfamily member 21-like
Exons: 10
Coding region: 358-1776 (472 amino acids)
Biological process (GO): heterophilic cell-cell adhesion; homophilic cell-cell adhesion
Cellular component (GO): adherens junction
Source: RefSeq, a predicted model, not a curated record
GAGAGGAUGAGCAUUGAGUGAAGAGCAUAGAUUCUCAUCCAAAUCUCUUUCUGUUUUUUUUUUAAUCCUCAACUGCUGCAGCGCUGCGAGCCGCACAUCCUGAGGAGGAACCGUAUUUUUAAAGUACGCUUUAAAAGAUUUAUUUUCCUUCACCGGGAGUUCAUAUUCAUUGCAUGUAUUGAAGUGAUCAUUUAUUUCGACCUGCUUCUACUUCCCCCCGUAUGUGAACUGCACCAUGAGCAGUUUCUGGGGACCACCCGAUCUCGUGCCUCUGGAAUGGUGGGGGUUACGCAGCCGAGGAAAGGCGAGCAACUAAACGCUGAUGGAGUUUUGGAUUUAUUAUAAAAUACAGGAAAGAUGACCGUCUUUUCGUUGUGUUUCCUCUUGUGCGCGGAUCUACUGGAUUUAGCCGUAGGAUAUCUGACCGUGACCAUUGAGCCCAUCCCCCCUGUUGUAGUGGGAGAGACAGUGACACUGAAGUGCAACUUCAAGACAGACGGGAGGCUGCGAGAAAUCGUCUGGUUCCGGGUGACAGAUGGGGGAACCCUUAAGCAGAAGAUCUUCACGUAUGACGCCAUGUUCAACACCAACUACUCCCACAUGGAGGACUACCGCAGACGCGAGGACCUGGUGUACCAGUCAACUGUCAGGCUGCCAGAGGUGCGGAUUUCGGAUAAUGGACCCUACGAGUGUCACGUGGGCAUCUAUGACCGGGCGACCAGGGAGAAGGUGGUCCUGGCCUCCGGAAACGUCUUCCUGAAUGUGAUGGCGCCCCCUAAGUCCAUCUCGGUGGUUGCGGCUGACACCCCGGCGCCGUUCAGUCGGUACCAGGCACAGAACUUCACCCUGGUGUGCAUCGUGUCUGGAGGAAAACCCGCACCGACGGUGUAUUUUAAGCGGGACGGGGAGCCAAUAGAGGUCAUCCCCUACAUCCAGGCCCCACCCCCCGUGGAGAGUCGUGGUUCGGCGGGGGUCAGGGGGGCCAGGCCUCUGCUCAGCCGCGACCUGGACGACACCAAGCUGCAGAAGUCGCUGUCGCUGCUGGACCCGGACGGCAGGCCGGCGCGACUGUACACCGAGACCCCGGGCCGAGGCUUCACCCCGGGGGCGCCCGGGUUCGAGCCCAGCCCCGCCACCGAGGUCAUCCCGGAGACGGUGGUGAGCCGCGAGUUCCCGCGCUGGGUGCAGAGCAGCGAGCCUCUGUACUACUUCAGCACGGUGCAGAUCCCGCACAGCGACGGGACUGUGGAGGUGCGCGCCAUGCUCACCUGGACCCUCAACCCCCAGAUGGACAACGACGCGCUGUUCAGCUGCGAGGUCACGCACUCCGCCCUGUCCAUGCCCAUGCAGACCGAGGUCACUCUGGCCUCCCCGAAAGGCCCCAAGCUCCUGAUGACGCCCAGCAGGGCAAAGGUAGGAGACACGGUCCGCAUCACCGUCCAAGGUUUCCAGGUAGGAUCUCCUGGGAACGAGGUGUUUCCCGAACCCCUGUUCACCUGGACCCGUGUUGGGGGGCGGCUGCUGGACGGGAGUAUGGAACGGGACGGGAAGGAGCUGGUUCUGGAGCGAGUGCCGGCCGAGCUCAACGGGUCAAUGUACCGCUGCACGGCCCAGAAUCCCCUGGGCUCCACGGACACCCACACGCGCCUGAUUGUGUUCGAGAACCCCAGUAUAAUGAAGCACACUCAGAACCAGAACAAUGCUGCCUCCCACCUGGACGUUCUGGGACUGACCGUGAUGGCACUGAUCCUCACAGUGACAGUGGAGCUGACGUGAGCCCCCAAAACCGUGCCCCUCCCCCCCACCCCCCC